GGGAUCCAAUUUCUUGAUAUUAGGCUCGGCGACAGCCAAGCAAUCUGGUUGGGAUAAAAGUGAAACAAGUACAGAACUCUCUGCAGAGUACUGUUGAACUUGAACCCACCUUGUUCAGUUCUCAAAAGACUGCCUCUUUCCUUGGCCAAAACAGAAACAUCUCCUCUGUUUAUCAAUCAGUUGGACCAGAACUUGAAGAAUGUUUGAAGCUGAAGCAAUUUGCUCUCCAGCAUUGCUCCAACUACCUAUUCACACCCGAAAAUUUAUCUCCUCAAAACCCAGAAUUGGGUUUCUGACCAGAAUCUCAACUCCAGAUGUAUUGCUUUCCCAAACCCAUCAUCAGUCUUGCUCUCUCUUUUCUAUUCAAAAGGACAGUAGAGCUCAGACCAGAACCAGUUUCCCUUUAAAUGCUUCCUCAUCUUCAGUUGAAAGUGCAGAAUACAUAGAGGAGCCUGCUACCAAUGUGAGAUUUCAAACAUCUGUGAGCUUGCCUGGGUGCUCAAGUUCAUUGGCAUUGCUUGGAACUGGAUACAGGGAAAAAGUCUUCGCAAUUAUUGGCGUUAAAGUAUAUGCUGCGGGAUUAUACGUAAAUCAGUCCAUCUUAAAUAACUUGAAUGCUUGGAAAGGAAGACCAGCUGCUGAGAUUCAAAAGGAUCCAUCCCUGUUCAGCUCCAUGUUUCAAUCUCCUUCUGAGAAAUCAUUACAGAUUAUUCUGGUUAGAGAUGUUGAUGGGAAAACAUUCUGGGAUGCCUUGAAUGAUGCCAUCUCUCCAAGAAUCAAAUCACCCACUCCUGUUGAUGAGUCUGCACUGUCCACAUUUCGCAGUACCUUCGAAGGGCAACCCCUUAAAAAGGGAACAUUCAUAUUUUUGACUUGGCUGCAGGCUUCCAAAAUGCUUGUUUCUAUCUCAUCUAAUGGGCUUCCGUCUAGUGUGGAUGCUACAAUAGAAUCAGAAAACGUGAGUUCGGUGCUUUUUGAUGUAUUCUUUGGAGACACUCCUGUUUCUCCUACCUUAAAGGCUUCUGUUGCAACCGGAUUGGAAUCAGUCCUCAAGUAGAUGCCACAAGUUAGUAUUUCAUUUGGGGCAUCUUGGUUCUUUGAUUGUUUCAUUUGUUUGUAUGAGUUAGCUUAGCUGAUAAUCAAAACGUCACUAGAUCUGUUUCUAUGUAACUGCAUAUGUACCUUUGACUUUUACCAAGAAAUUGAAGAAUCAAGAAUGUAUAUUUUCAAAAUAAUAUAAAAGGUUACUUGGUGGAUGCAAGUAAAUUUGUGUGAUCCUUCUUAACAAUUCUUUGUUCUCUUGAAUGACUCAUUUAUCUAGCACAAUCUUCAAAUUUUUAUAGAGAAAAAAAAAAAAAAAAAAAAAACAACUAGUUGCCCCU
Fragaria vesca subsp. vesca is the source of this 1382-nucleotide messenger RNA. Its product is annotated as chalcone--flavonone isomerase 2-like. Gene Ontology annotation, biological process: fatty acid metabolic process. The coding region runs from base 200 to 1057 and encodes 285 amino acids. Gene Ontology annotation, molecular function: intramolecular lyase activity; fatty acid binding. The record is from RefSeq and is a predicted model, not a curated record. Gene Ontology annotation, cellular component: chloroplast stroma. The transcript is spliced from 5 exons. Lineage: Eukaryota; Viridiplantae; Streptophyta; Magnoliopsida; Rosales; Rosaceae.